AUGGUGAAGAAAGCGGUAUUGAUUGGGAUCAAUUACACUGGAACCGAGGGAGAGCUACGUGGCUGCGUCAACGAUGUCAAGCGAAUGCACAAAUGCCUCAUCGAACGGUUCGGAUUCUCGGAGGAGAACAUCACUCAGCUCAUUGAUACCGACAAGUCUAAAACCCAACCCACCGGUAAGAACAUCCGACAAGCUUUGUCUGAGCUUGUCGGAUCAGCUAACUCCGGCGAUGUUCUCUUCGUCCAUUACAGUGGUCACGGUGUUAGGUUGCCACCGGAGACUGAUGAAGACGACAAUACUGGUUUCGAUGAGUGUAUUGUUCCAUGCGAUAUGAACAACAUCACUGAUGAUGAAAUCAGGGAAAUUGUGGACAAGGUGCCCAAAGACUGCUCCAUGACAAUUGUGUCGGACUCUUGUCAUAGUGGUGGUCUCAUUGACGCAGUCAAGGAGCAGAUCGGAGACAGCACGAAAAAGUUGGAGAAAGGAGAAGAGAGCAAGGAGAUUGAACAAGAAUAUUGGAGGGACAACAACGUCCACGUUGUAAACAGAUCUCUGCCUCUUCACAGUAUGAUCAAUAUGCUGAAGCAAGAAACCGGUAAAGAUGAUAUAGAAGUUGGAAACAUCAGAACCACUCUUUUCGAUGCGUUUGGAGAAGACGCAUCUCCAAAGUUGUUGAAUGUACAAGAAACUGAAGGACAAGGUGAGAUAUUGGGAGAUAUUGUGACGGAGAAACCGAAAGACAAUGGUAUUUUGCUUAGUGGAUGCCAGACUGAUCAAACUUCAGGAGACGUACGCACCAAGGGACAAGCCUAUGGAGCAUUCAGCGAUGCCAUACAGACCAUACUUGCUGAGAGACAAGGUAAGAUCACAAACAGAGAACUGGUUUUAGGUGUCAGAGAGUUUCUUGAGUACGAAUGCUAUCCUCAGAAACCGGGGCUGUAUUGUAGCGACAGUAAUGUGGAUGCUCCAUUCAUAUGCUGA
Microthlaspi erraticum is the source of this 981-nucleotide messenger RNA. The record is from the annotation of a GenBank genome assembly. Lineage: Eukaryota; Viridiplantae; Streptophyta; Magnoliopsida; Brassicales; Brassicaceae.